UUGUAAUUGGUCGACGUGUUGUCCAAUCAGUGAGCUCGUUGUUCGCACGUAGCAGAGGGAGAAUCGAUGCGCCGUAGGUUGCUGUAUCAAACUCUCUCACACAUUUAUAUUUCAUCACAGUGAAUUAAAAUGAGCUCAAUUGGUACCGGGUAUGAUUUAUCUGCCUCUACCUUUUCACCUGAUGGGCGAGUAUUUCAGGUGGAAUAUGCCAUUAAGGCUGUAGAAAAUAGCAGCACAGCAAUUGGAAUCCGAUGCAAAGAUGGAGUCGUGUUCGGUGUGGAAAAGCUGGUGCUGUCCAAAUUGUAUGAAGAGGGUUCCAAUAAGCGCAUCUUCAAUAUUGAUCGCCACGUUGGGAUGGCAGUGGCUGGUCUUCUAGCAGACGCUCGAUCACUUUCAGAGGUAGCCAGAGAAGAAGCGUCUAACUUCCGCUCUAACUAUGGCCAUGACAUCCCAUUGAAGCAUUUAGCUGAAAGAGUGGCCAUGUAUGUCCAUGCUUACACAUUAUACAGCGCUGUGAGACCUUUUGGAUGCAGUUUCAUCCUGGGGUCUUAUGACGAAGAUGAUGGUGCACAACUCUACAUGGUCGACCCCUCUGGGAUUUCAUAUGGUUACUGGGGCUGUGCUAUUGGAAAAGCCAAGCAAGCUGCUAAGACAGAAAUCGAGAAACUACAGAUGAAAGACAUGACCUGCAGAGAACUGGUGAAGGAGGUGGCAAAAAUUAUCUAUAUUGUACAUGAUGAGGUGAAAGACAAAUCCUUUGAAUUGGAGCUCAGCUGGGUUGGAGAAGUCACAAAAGGAAGGCAUGUGCUUGUCCCUAAAGACGUCAAAGAGGAGGCAGAGAAAUACGCAAAAGAAUCGCUGGAGGAAGAGGAUGACUCAGAUGAAGACAAUAUGUAAACCUCUUUUCUCACUUCCUGUAUACCAUGUUCAACACAUCCUGGCGAAUCUCAGCUUUGGGCAGACAAUAAAAUGUUUUUUAUGUUUUGUAAUGGAUUAAGAAAAUCCUACGUUUUCUUCUCCUGUGGGUUUCAACCUUAAAUAAAUACCAUUUGUAACAUUGAA
This is a messenger RNA of Paramisgurnus dabryanus, 1062 nucleotides long. RefSeq names its product proteasome 20S subunit alpha 3 (gene psma3). The record is from RefSeq and is a predicted model, not a curated record. Gene Ontology annotation, biological process: ubiquitin-dependent protein catabolic process. Gene Ontology annotation, cellular component: proteasome core complex; proteasome core complex, alpha-subunit complex. Lineage: Eukaryota; Metazoa; Chordata; Actinopteri; Cypriniformes; Cobitidae.